ACCCUUCCAAAUACUUUUACACUCAGACCUACCCACGGGACAAUCCUAUCCACUCAUUUCUGAAUAGUUGCGCCGCGGGCUGGCGGCAUUCAUCCCCGAUGUGUGGUUCCUCGUGUCGUCGAUUGGCCUCAAGACUUGUCAAUCACGACCAGCGGCACCUCGUUGGUCUUCGGGGGAUUCUGCAACCGCGAUCCAGCAAGACCAGCGCAUCGGGUCUCGCAAACACCAACCACAACCACAACCAUGGCCGCCACCAAACAUUUCACAGCAGCCGCCCCCAGAAUGCUGCUGCCAAAUCUAGCAUCCCGGAAGUCAAGACCAGGGUCAGGAAGAAGAAAACCUCCCUCAAGCUAGAGGAUCUGCCUCAAGGCCUCGUCCAGGCGGAUGGGCCCCCGGUAUUGGAGCCUCUGGACGAAGGUCCUGCGUACCCGACGGUGGUGCUGCAGGCCCAUCGCAACAUGCAGAGAUUUGAGAACUGUGUGCUUUUGACCCGAGUAGGAGGCUUCUAUGAGCUGUAUUUCAGCCACGCAGAAGAGUACGGGCCGUUGUUGAAUCUCAAGGUGGCCCAGAAGAAGACAACGGCCGGUCCGGUUCCGAUGGCCGGCUUCCCCUUCUUUCAGUUGGAUCGGUUCCUCAAAACCCUGGUGCAAGAGUUCAACUGCUAUGUUGCCAUCGCUGAGGAAUUCCCCAACGAUGCAGGGGAUAAGGUCAGUUCCAAUGGCCUUAUGCAUGAUAGGAAAGUGACGAGGGUCAUCACGCCGGGCACACUCAUAGAUGAGAAUUUCAUGGACCCAUAUGCAAACAACUACAUCAUGGCCAUUCAUCUCGCCCAACCCAUUGAGGUUGAGGGUGAAGUAGUCGAUGAACCUGGUAUUGCUGCAGCAGCAUCUGACCAGGCUUCGCCUACAGGUGCUUCUAUAGGUCUUGCAUGGCUUGACAUAUCGACUGGACAGUUUUACACCCAGUCGACAACAAUUGCCUCACUUUCUUCCAUUUUAUCCCGAAUUGGCCCAAGGGAGAUCGUGAUCGACGCAACCCUGCAGUCUCAACCCGACCACAUGUUGUUCUCCAUCUUGACUGAAGACAAGAAUCUGAUCACCUAUACACCCCAUACAGAAACCCUCCCCACAGCUGAAUGGACGUCCAUGCUCGAGACAGAGAUUCCAGCGCAUACUGUGAGCAGCUUUACUCCGAACGAAGUCCAAGCCGGCAGUUUGUUGCUCCAAUACGUGAGGGAGCGUCUCUUAGGCCUGAGCAUGAAGCUUCAACCGCCAAUCCGGCAUGAAAGCAUGCAAGUCCUCACUAUCGAUAAGAACAGCAUGCGUUCCUUGGAGAUCAAGCAAACCAUGCGGGAUGGUGCCUUCCGGGGAAGUCUACUGCACGCCAUCCGAAGAACGGUGACCAAGAGCGGUGCCCGGCUCCUGAACGAAUGGGUCAGCGCGCCCUCAACAUCGCUAGCGACCAUCUCACAAAGGCAAGACCUAGUGGAAUAUUUUAUCAAACACCCAGAUCUCCGCGAUGAGGUUGUUCAACUGCUGCGUCGGAGUCACGACUCACAACGACUUGUCCAGAAAUUCGCCUUUGGUCGCGGAGACCCAGAUGAUCUUGUCGGCCUGGCUAACACGGUCCGAGCAACCGAAGACAUCGUCCAGCUACUUGCCACUGCCUCUUCCGAAUCAGGUAAAAGCCCUUUCACAUACCUGCUCGCACGUAUCAACCUUGACUCCCCUUCGACCUUAGCCGACAAAAUCCGCAAUGCCAUCGACGAAGACGGCAUAUCCGCCAAACACGAGCUCGAAGUCUCGGAAACCGCCACGCUGCUUUCUCUGGCCACUGAAAUCGUCUCCGCCGAAGGCAACUCCGAGGACGCCGCCCUGCUUCCCAAAUCCCCCAAGCUCACCAAGAAGGCCUCCUCGAAACCAACCUCGAUUCGUGACCACUACGCCGACGACAACUUAACCUUCAUGAUGCGGGCCAGCGCCAGCCCAGGACUCCAAAGCCUACACGCCGAGCUCAACUCCCUCCUCGAGGAGAAAGAAACCCUAUGUUCAGACCUCUCCACCCGCCUCGGCGUCGCGAGCCUCACCCUUCGCUGGACGCCGACACUCGGCCACAUCUGCCACGUCAAGGGAACCAAAGACGUGCGCAAAAUGAACGAAGUAGCACCCUCCACCUUCCAAGCCGUCUCCUCCUCCCGCAGCACCCGCGCCUUCCACGUGCCCGAGUGGACGCAUCUGGGCCAGCGCAUCCACCAAACCCGCUUCCAGAUGCAAAGCGAAGAAACGCGCAUCCUGUCGGACCUGCGCGGCCUCGUAGUCCUCAAUCUCGUCAAGCUCCGCCGCAACGCUACUGCCCUCGACGAGCUCGAUAUCAGCACCUCAUUCGCCCGCCUCGCGAGCGAACAAGCCCUCGUCCGCCCUUCCAUGAACGACACCGUCUCGCACAUCAUCGUCGGCGGCCGCCACCCAACCGUCGAAUCCGGCCUUCGCGAGUCGCAAGGACGCACUUUCACCGCGAACGACUGUCUCGUCGGCACGGCAGGGGAAGGCCGCCUCUGGCUCAUCACGGGACCAAACAUGGCAGGCAAGAGCACCUACCUGCGCCAAAACGCGCUCAUCACCAUUCUUGCGCAGACGGGGUGCUACGUGCCCGCGCAUUUCGCCUCCUUGGGCGUCGUCGAUGCCAUUUUCUCCCGCGUUGGGUCCGCCGAUAACCUUUACCGCGACCAGAGCACCUUCAUGGUAGAGAUGCUAGAGACGGCACAGAUCCUGCGGAGCGCGACGCCGCGCUCCUUCGUCGUCAUGGACGAGAUUGGUCGGGGCACAACACCCGAAGACGGCGUCGCAGUCGCGUUUGCGAGUUUGUUUCAUUUGGUCAUGGUGAACAAAUGCCGGGCUUUGUUCGCGACGCAUUUCCAUAGAUUGGCGGAGCUAGUGGAGAAACGGGGGAUGCAUAUUGCGGACGGAGGGUAUGUCGAGACUUAUUGUACGGAUGUGGAGGAGGAUGGCACGGGGAGUUUUGUUUAUAUUCAUAAACUACGGAAGGGGGUCAAUCGGCAGAGUCAUGCAUUAAAGGUUGCUAGGCUGGCGGGGCUGCCCGAGGCGGCUAUUACGAUGGCUAGGGAGAUACUUGGGCAAGGGGUGGAUGCAAAGUUGGAUCACAAGGGAGAGACAAAUACAGGCUCCAUCGCAGAAGCUGCAAGAUAAGAGAAGACAGGUUGCAAUACAGAGUACGUUGGGCCUAAUGGAUUUCUAUGAGUUAGCACUUUCUUCUCGUGUAUAAUAUUUACUGUGUAUAAUGGUACAGGAAUAAUGAAUGUUCUCAUACGUGUUGUUAUACAUGGUAUCAUCAAAGAAUGAUCAGGGUUAAAAAGCUCUUGUGUUUAUUUUAAU
Molecule: messenger RNA, 3392 nt
Organism: Pseudomassariella vexata
Lineage: Eukaryota; Fungi; Ascomycota; Sordariomycetes; Amphisphaeriales; Pseudomassariaceae
Product: muts domain V
Exons: 2
Coding region: 99-3206 (1035 amino acids)
Biological process (GO): mismatch repair
Cellular component (GO): nucleus
Molecular function (GO): ATP binding; mismatched DNA binding; ATP-dependent DNA damage sensor activity
Source: RefSeq, a predicted model, not a curated record